Molecule: messenger RNA, 1375 nt
Organism: Ricinus communis (castor bean)
Lineage: Eukaryota; Viridiplantae; Streptophyta; Magnoliopsida; Malpighiales; Euphorbiaceae
Product: damage-control phosphatase At2g17340
Exons: 12
Coding region: 2-1225 (407 amino acids)
Biological process (GO): coenzyme A biosynthetic process
Cellular component (GO): nucleus; cytosol
Molecular function (GO): pantothenate kinase activity; ATP binding
Source: RefSeq, a predicted model, not a curated record
AAUGUUUGACAUAAGAUACACAGCAACAGAAAAGUUAAAACAAAAAUCAAGUAAAACUGAAGAGAAGAGAAGAGAAGAGAAGAAUUACACAGGGAAUAUAUCAAAAAGAAAGAAGGAAGAAAUGGAAAGCGAAUCGGAAAUGGUAGCGUUCCCAUUGCUGACGACGCCGAUAGAAUCGAAUUAUAGGGCAUCCACUAUUCCUUACAGAUUUCCAUCUGACAAUCCAAGAAAACCUACUCCUACUGAGCUCCAAUGGAUCGACCUUUUCCUCAAUUCCAUCCCUUCUUUCAAGAAACGUGCUGAAACUGAUCCUACUGUUGCUGACGCUCCUGCUAGAGCUGAGAAAUUUGCACAAAGGUAUUCUGAGAUCCUUGAAGAUUUGAAGAAAGGUCCCGAGAGUCAUGGUGGUCCACCUGAUUGCAUUCUUCUUUGCAGACUUCGGGAGCAAAUCCUCAGAGAAUUGGGAUUCAGAGACAUUUUCAAAAAAGUCAAGGAUGAAGAGAAUGCAAAGGCUAUAUCUCUAUUUGAGGAUGUUGUUUGUCUUAAUGAUGCUAUUGAAGAUGGGCCCAAGCGUCUUGAGAAUCUCGUGAAAGGAAUAUUUGCUGGAAACAUUUUUGACCUUGGUUCUGCACAGCUUGCUGAGAUUUUCUCAAGGGAUGGAAUGUCUUUUUUGGCCAGCUGUCAAAAUCUUGUCCCUCGACCCUGGGUUAUUGAUGAUUUAGACACCUUCAAAGUGAAAUGGAGCAAGAAAUCAUGGAAAAAGGCUGUCAUUUUUGUUGAUAAUUCUGGUGCAGAUAUUAUCUUGGGUAUUUUGCCCUUUGCAAGAGAGCUACUUCGACAUGGAACUCAGGUUGUUUUGGCUGCUAAUGACUUGCCCUCUAUCAACGAUGUCACUUACCCUGAACUGAUUGAGAUUAUAUCAAAGUUGAAAGAUGAAAAUGGACAGCUUGUGGGUGUUGAUACCUCUAAUCUCUUGAUUGCCAACUCUGGAAAUGAUUUGCCAGUUAUUGAUCUCACAAGAGUAUCACAAGAGCUAGCUUAUUUAUCCACUGAUGCAGACCUAGUAAUAUUUGAAGGAAUGGGUCGCGGGAUAGAAACAAAUCUUUAUGCUCAAUUCAAGUGUGAUUCUCUGAAGAUUGGAAUGGUGAAACAUCCAGAGGUUGCCCAGUUUCUUGGAGGCCGGCUUUAUGACUGUGUUUUCAAGUACAAUGAGGUUUUGAGUUAAGAUACUUGUUCUGCUCUAUCGUUAAACCAUUAAAUUAGCAGCCAAUCAUCAAUAUACACAUGUUUUAGGUCCUUGUCACCUUAAACUUGCAUGUAUUUACUACUAAUUUAUGAUCAUUGAAUUAAUAAAGAAGUUAAAUAAACCCUGAUA